Messenger RNA from Gossypium arboreum, 1098 nucleotides. Its product is annotated as cytochrome P450 CYP749A22-like. The transcript is spliced from 7 exons. The coding region runs from base 1 to 1098 and encodes 365 amino acids. The record is from RefSeq and is a predicted model, not a curated record. Lineage: Eukaryota; Viridiplantae; Streptophyta; Magnoliopsida; Malvales; Malvaceae. Gene Ontology annotation, molecular function: monooxygenase activity; oxidoreductase activity, acting on paired donors, with incorporation or reduction of molecular oxygen; iron ion binding.
AUGGGAAAUCUUCUAAUCUUUUUUAUAGCUUCUUUGGGCCUCUGCCUCUUCGUAGCUUUGCUCUAUGUUUUGUACAACUAUUGGUGGGUACCUCAUCGUGUACAGUUCAUCAUGAGUUCACAGGGGAUCAGAGGACCUCCUUAUGAAUUUAUCCAUGGAAACAACAAACAAAUUCUUCAAAUGCAGAAGGAAGCAUAUAGCAAACCUAUGGCCUUGACGCACGAUAUAUUUCCCAGAGUGUUGCCUCAUGUUUACUCCUACAUCAAGAAAUACGGGAAGAAUUAUCUUAGUUGGAAUGGAGUUCAAGCUCAACUGGUAAUAACAGACCCAGAACUACAAGGUGACAGCCUUGUUACAAGCGAAAGUGAGAAACGGGCAAGGCAAAGGAAAUUGGCCAAUUAUGCCUUCCAUGGGGAGAGCUUAAAAAAUAUGAUUCCAGCAAUAAUUGCUAGCGUUGAAACGAUGCUUGAGAAAUGGAAAGGUAAGGAAGGCAAAGAGAUGGAAGUGUUCCAAGAGUUCAGAUUAUUGACUUCAGAAAUGAUAUCCAGAACAGCCUUUAGUAGCAGUUACUUAGAAGGAGAGAAGAUUUUUGACAUGUUGAUGAAGUUGUCCGCAAUUACAGGCAGAAAUAUGUAUAAAGCAAAGAUUCUAUUCAUCGGCAAGUUUUGGGAACCUGCUGAUGAAAUUGAAUCAGAUAAACUUGCGAAAAUGAUACAUGAUUCUGUGAUGAAGAUUGUUAAACAAAAGGAAGAGAAAGUAAUGACCAGAGAAGCUGACAACUUCGGCCGUGAUUUUUUGGGAUUACUUUUAAAUGCCUAUCAUGAUCCGAACGAGAAAAACAGGCUUUCGAUACAAUAUGUGGUAGAUUGGCAAGACAAAGCAAGAGCAGAGGUGAUUGAGGUCUUUGGUAAUCAAAACCCAAAUUCUCAAGGGAUCGCCAAAUUAAAGAUCAUUACCAUGAUUAUUAAUGAAACUUUACGGCUCUAUCCUCCUGUACAUGGCGUGAGAGGUUUGCUGAAGGGAUUGCCAAAGCUACCUACAACAAUGCAGCUGCAUUUCUACCCUUUGGAUUGGGACCUCCAUCUUGUGUUGGAAUGA